CUGGGACGAUGGUGUAUAUAACAACCCCGGCAGUGGCUCCCUCACUGCACUCAAACCAUGGCGAGGCAACAAGUCGCAGUGAUCCUCCUCCUGGCGAAGGUGGUGUGCGGCGGCGUGGUGGGCGACAUCGAGAGGCAGGAGACAGGGUCGCAGUGUGGAGAUACACUCUUCCUCGACUUCUCCAACAGAUGGCCGGAGGUCCAUUGCUCUUCCCCGUGUCCUGAUGUGCACGCGUGGGCUGCCGGACCGGUUUUCAAGCGUGAGUCUCGUCUGGAGCAGUAUGGCUUGAUGGUGAGGCAGGAGUAUGGCGAGGACGGCGUGGUGACGUGCUCACUCGUGGACGACAUCUCUGACACUGUUGCCAUACAGUCCUCUCUCCAGGCUGAAGCUUGUUCUUCAGUGACUCCCUUCACCACCACCACCACUACUGGUACUGGAGGUCCCUCUGGAGUGACAGAGACCACCACCACCACUGGUACUGGAGGUCCCUCUGGAGUGACAGAGACCACCACCACCACUGGUACUGGAGGUCCCUCUGGAGUGACAGAGAUCACCACCACCACUGGUACUGGAGGUCCUUCUGGAGUGACAGAGACCACUACCACCACUGGUACUGGAGGUCCCUCUGGAGUGACAGAGACCACCACCACCACUGGUACUGGAGGUCCCUCUGGAGUGACAGAGACCACCACCACCACCGGUACUGGAGGUCCUUCUGGAGUGACAGAGACCACUACCACCACUGGUACUGGAGGUCCUUCUGGAGUGACAGAGACCACUACCACCACUGGUACUGGAGGUCCCUCUGGAGUGACAGAGACCACCACCACCACUGGUACUGGAGGUCCUUCUGGAGUGACAGAGACCACUACCACCACUGGUACUGGAGGUCCUUCUGGAGUGACAGAGACCACCACCAAUGGUAAUGGAGGCUCUUCUGGAGUGACAGACAUCACCACCACCACCACUGGUACUGGAGGUCCCUCUGGAGUGACAGAGACCACCACCACCACCACCACUGGUACUGGAGGACCCUCUGGAGUGACAGAGACCACCACCACCACCACCACUGGUACUGGAGGACCCUCUGGAGUGACAGAGACCACCACCCCCACUGGUACUGGAGGUCCCUCUGGAGUGACAGAGACCACCACCACCACCACCACUGGUACUGGAGGUCCCUCUGGAGUGACCGGCUCAACCACCAGUACCAUUAUCACUGAGCCUGGAACUUCUCCUUCAACUGUCACAGUAGAAUCAACAACUCUGAUUGAAUGUGUAACGGACAAGGAAACAGAAAUCACAACAACCCCACAGACAACAACAGUGGUCCCGACCACCACUGAACCACGGUGGGUUUGUGAAAGCGGAUGGUCUCUCUAUGAGUCAUCAUGCUACCAAAUUGACAAGAAUGUUAAAUUUGACUGGAUGCAAGGUCAGAUCUACUGUAAUGCUCUUAAUGCAGAAUACGCCAAGAUUACAUCUACAGAUCAGGCUUCUUUCCUUAGAGCCCUCGCGACCGACGAUACGUGGAUUGGUUUGACUGACCAGAGCACCGAAGGAAACUUCAUUUGGACAGAUACAUCGGUACCAGUAUUCAAUGAGUGGGCACCAGGAGAACCUAACAGCGCGGGCGAAGAGGACUGCACUGAAAUGAGGAAGGGUAAGGACUUCUGGUGGAAUGACUCCUCUUGCGGAAACAUUAAGAGCGUUUUGUGCCAGAAACCAGCCACGAAGAUGGGUUAGUGCCUGCCAGAGAAUCUGCACGUCCACGCUUCUCCCACCGGCCUCACCUAUCAGUAUUCAUCAGCACAGGAGAAAUACGAUUACAACCUGCCCGACGUGCUUCAGUAUCAAGCGUCACCAAGACUGAUAUGUGAGGACCGCAACUAUCUCUGACCUCGCUUAUCUUAAUAAAAAUGUUAAACUCA
This is a messenger RNA of Scylla paramamosain (green mud crab), 1931 nucleotides long. Its product is annotated as putative per-hexamer repeat protein 5. Gene Ontology annotation, molecular function: signaling receptor activity. The coding region runs from base 58 to 1746 and encodes 562 amino acids. The record is from RefSeq and is a predicted model, not a curated record. The transcript is spliced from 7 exons. NCBI's taxonomy places the organism in Eukaryota, Metazoa, Arthropoda, Malacostraca, Decapoda, Portunidae.